Auanema sp. JU1783 is the source of this 1875-nucleotide messenger RNA. Lineage: Eukaryota; Metazoa; Nematoda; Chromadorea; Rhabditida; Rhabditidae. The record is from the annotation of a GenBank genome assembly.
AUGAAUUCCAAUGAGCUAGCAGAUGUGCGUAUCGUAAUUGUUGGCGAGUCAGGCUCAGGGAAGACUUCGCUCAUCAUGAGCUUAUUAGAUGACGAAUGGGUUGACUUCGUUCCCAAACGGAUUGAAAGGGUACUCAUUCCAGCCGAUGUUACUCCAGAGAACGUUACCACUAGUAUUGUAGACGGGUCGUUAGAAAAGCCCGAUGAAACUUUGUUAUAUCCAGAUUUGAAACAAGCUAAUGUAGUUUGCAUAGUUUAUACUGUCACAGAUGAGUCCUCUAUCAAGAAACUGGGAGAGAAAUGGUUACCGUUGCUCCGGAAUAUCUAUGGAAGAGAGCACGAAGUCCCUGUUAUUUUAGUGGGGAAUAAAUCUGAUGGGCCUGCCAAUCACACGGAAAAAAUUUUGCCCAUAAUGGAAGCUUGGCCAGAAGUUGAGACCUGUGUUGAAUGCUCCGCUCGUACCAUGAAGAAUGUGAAUGAAAUUUUCUACUAUGCUCAAAAGGCUGUUGUAUAUCCCACUAGACCUUUGUUCGAUGCCGAAGAGAAGAGAUUAACGGACAAAUGUCGGAAAGCAUUGAUCCGUGUUUUCAAAAUUUGUGACCGCGAUAAUGAUGGCUACCUGAACGACAACGAGCUUAAUGAGUUCCAAAAGCUUUGUUUUGGAAUCCCAUUAACCUCAUCAGCUAUUGAAGAUGUUAAAAGGGCUGUGAGCGAGGGAUGUCCGGACGGAGUUGUUGAAGACGCUAUUUCAUUGACUGGAUUUUUGUAUCUACAUUUACUAUUCAUUGAACGAGGUCGUCAUGAAACCACUUGGACAGUUCUGAGAAAGUUUGGUUACGAAGGAAACUUGAAGCUAGGAGAAGAUUAUAUUUAUCCCAAGAUUAUUGUUGGAGCAGGCUGUUCGACAGAGCUUUCGCCUGUCGGAAUUCAGUUUGUAUCUGCACUCUUCGAGAAGUACGACGAAGAUAAGGAUGGCUGUUUAUCCCCGUCAGAAUUGGCAAACCUCUUCAGCAUUUGCCCAUCGGCAUCACUAGGAAAAGAGAUACUAGCUUCAGUUGAGACUAAUCAGAGAGGUUGGAUGACUUAUACAGGUUAUAUGGCUUAUUGGAAUUUCAUGACAUUGGUUAAUGUUUCACAAGCUGCUGAGCAGUUAGCUUAUUUAGGAUUUGCUGUAGGACGUUCCUUACCAGGAAAACCUUGUACCAUUCGAGAUGCUAUUAGAGUCACUAGAGAACGUAGAAUAGAUUUAUCGGAACGUGGAACCGACAGAAAAGUAUUCCAAUGUCUUGUUGUCGGAGCCAAAGAUGCUGGAAAAACUGUUUUCAUGCAAUCUUUGGUUGGACGAGGGCUCCAAGAGGUUGUGGCGAUAGGACGACGUCACUCUCCCUACGUUAUUCACAAAGUGAAAGUGAAAGAAGAGAGCAAGUAUCUCCUUCUCAGAGAAGUUGAUGUGUUAUCGCCGCAAGAUGCUUUGACUUCUUCUGAAACUGGUGCUGAUGUUGUCGCUUUCUUGUACGAUGUUUCGAACCCCGAUUCAUUUUCUUUCUGUGCUACUAUAUAUCAGAAAUAUUUCAAUAGAACCAAAACUCCUUGUGUAAUGAUUGCAACGAAAGUUGAACGUGAAGAAGUCGAACAGAGAUGGGAAGUAUCUCCUGAGGAAUUCUCUCGUCAGAACGAACUACCACGACCAAUAAAGUUUUCACAUGAUCAAAUCGGAUUGGCUGCAGGACCUGUGUUUGAACAGUUAUCAACGAUGGCAGUGUAUCCCCAUUUAAAGAGAAUUUUCUAUCUUCAUGAUUCGAACAUACUUUCCAAAGUAACAUUCGGAGCAGCUAUAGCAGCUUUAGCUGGUUUUCUGGUGUUCAAAAACUUAUAA